UGGUUGUUCUAUCGAAAUUGAACGCAUAUUCCUCCAGUGACAAUUCUCCUGAAAAUAACACUAAUCCCACUGUCUUUAGGCCGCACUUUCAUCCAUUAUUUAUUUUCAAUUUCACCUGUGUUCGUUCUCCGAAACACAGUUCGCACAUACAUAAAUAUCCACAGAAUGUACCCGAACCGACGACGAAUCGGAGUAACUCGCGCUAACGCAAUUCUAAAACGCAGAGAGAGAAUGCACACAAUAACGCCAGCAGGCUGUCGGGUUCCGCGAAGAGAGGCCGCAAUCAGACCAUUAGCUAAAAUUGACUCGAUCCGGCUCAUCCUCUUUGUUUCCUGUCCUUCCGUUGCCAAGAACCAGUCUGCCCAUCCACCUCGUCGAAGAAAGGUCGCGUGUCGAUGAUCUCUUCUCGGUCCGGAACGCACCACUAGUCGCGAUUCGAUGCGCCCAAUACGUUUCGGUGUCUUUGCAUAAAGGUAAAAGUUGGACGUUGCGGAAAUCGCAACGAUACGCGGAACAUAGAGGUACGACGCGCCGCGCCAGCUAAACGAUCGAGAAUGAACGCGUAGAGCGAUCGAGCUGGCUUGGAAUCUCCUGUGCAUAUAAUCGGGAUCGGAAGUGUGGUGUGACCAUGCGCGGUCCGGCAACGUCGAUCGGCGCCAGCUGAUCGGACCCGAAGGCGAUGUUGCCGUAGACCGAUGGCCUCGAUGAAUGGCAUUGCAAGGUCUGUCUCGGUGCAAUGCAGUGCUCUGUGCGGUGAUGUAGACAUGUGCGGGUGCCGAUCGCGAGAUGGAAGGGCUUUUUCAGGCUCUCUUCGUCUAUUACCGCUUCAACCACCAGGUAAGAUCCAACUCCAUAUAUUCGGAUGCAAUGUAGUCCCUAAACAUCACAUGUCAGCUGGAUCACAGAUACAGAUGGCACCACAGUCUAUUGUCAACACAACCCAACCCGUUCAUAGCCAGGACUCCAAUAUGAGUACAGGUUCGUCUCACAGUGAUAAAGAGGUGGACCCGAAUACUCCGGAGAAGUUGCCAAGGACGCCGAGCGAAAGAAAGAGAAAAAGAAAAGUCGAGGAUUCUGGCGGUGGACCAGUCGGUAAAGGUGUGCGAAACGCCAAUUCGGAAAAGAAAAUCAACGAAUACUUCAAACAUUCUGGCAACAGCCCCAUAAGGCACGGUGGGGCUAAGAGUCCGUCUCCGCAGCAACCCUAUCAUCUGAUGUUCCCCCCCUCACCUCAACAGGUGGGACUUCCCAGCCCUCAGAUGCCGCCUGCAAACACCGUUCCUUUCGAGUUUUUGAGCAAAACUCCGAAAAUGCCCAUCAACACCAAUACCAAUAAAUACGUACAGGUAAAGCGUACACGGAAUCCCGUGCUGACAUCGAAAAACGCUUCUAGAUGCUCAGCUCCGUUAAUUCUGGAACAUGCCCACACUGACUUAACGUGUCAUGCCAUACAGGAAUACGAGACGCAUACGUCGUCAGAUUUGGAGGCCCGCAACAAUAAGAUCGAAGAGCUGACGAGGCAAGGCGAAGAGCUGAGGCAUCAGAUCAGCACGCAGCAGAAGACCAUCGAGCAGCAGAAGCAGCACAUAAAUAAAUGUAUAGAGGUCGUUAAGAAGUUACUCAAAGAGAAGAGCUCAAUAGAGAAGAAGGAGGCUAGGCAAAGGUGCAUGCAGAACAGGCUUAGGCUGGGACAGUUCGUGACGCAGAGGGUGGGAGCCACCUUCCAGGAGAACUGGACCGAUGGACAUGCUUUCCAGGAAUUAGCUAGGCGGCAGGAAGAAAUAACUGCCGAAAGGGAAGAGAUAGAUAGACAAAAGAAAUUGCUUAUGAAGAAGAGGCCGUCGACGAACGAGGGCGGUCGUAAGAGAAGCUCAAACUUGCACAACGGCACCGAUUCGGGCUUCCUGAAGCCAGACGCCGUACCGGGUUCCUUUACAUUACAAGAGUACUAUGAGGCUGACGAGAUAUUAAAAUUAAGGCAGAACGCACUGAAGAAAGAGGAUGCGGAUCUUCAGUUGGAAAUGGAGAAACUGGAACGGGAACGCAAUCUGCACAUCAGAGAACUGAAACGCAUCCAUAACGAGGAUCAGUCAAGGUUCAACAAUCACCCCGUACUGAACGAGAGGUAUCUUUUGCUGAUGCUGCUGGGCAAGGGCGGUUUCAGCGAGGUGCACAAGGCUUUCGAUCUGAAGGAGCAGAGGUAUGUCGCCUGCAAGGUGCACCAAUUGAACAAAGACUGGAAAGAGGACAAGAAGGCUAACUAUAUAAAGCAUGCGCUGCGAGAGUAUAACAUCCAUAAAGCUUUGGAUCACCCGAGGGUAGUCAAAUUAUAUGACGUUUUUGAAAUAGAUGCAAAUUCGUUUUGUACAGUCUUAGAAUAUUGUGAUGGCCACGAUCUAGAUUUCUACUUGAAGCAGCAUAAAACGAUAGCGGAAAGGGAAGCAAGAUCGAUCAUAAUGCAAGUUGUGUCGGCCCUGAAGUACCUGAACGAGAUUAAACCGCCUGUGAUCCAUUACGACCUAAAACCCGGCAACAUUUUGCUGACGGAGGGAAACGUCUGCGGCGAAAUCAAAAUUACGGAUUUCGGACUGAGUAAAGUGAUGGAUGAGGAAAAUUACAAUCCGGAUCACGGAAUGGAUCUGACGUCCCAAGGAGCCGGCACUUACUGGUACCUCCCACCGGAGUGUUUCGUGGUUGGAAAGAAUCCGCCUAAGAUUUCCUCCAAGGUGGACGUAUGGAGUGUGGGUGUGAUUUUCUAUCAGUGUCUCUAUGGCAAGAAACCUUUCGGCCACAACCAGUCCCAAGCGACGAUUUUAGAAGAAAAUACUAUAUUGAAGGCAACUGAUGUUCAGUUCGCGAAUAAACCAGCAGUCACAAAUGAGGCUAAGAGCUUCAUCCGUGCCUGCUUAGCCUACAGGAAAGAGGAUCGUAUCGAUGUUCUCUCCUUGGCAAAACACGAAUACCUACAGCCGCCGAUGCCUAAACAUUCGAGGCUCACCUCCACGCAGCAGCAACAACAGCACCAGCAGCAGGCGGCCCAGCAGCAACAGUCCCAACAGUCUGUCGCCGGCACCUUUUCGACGGGUCUCUUCGGCGGCAUGAACGCUUCCUCUUCGUCUUAGUGCAGUGCUGUGUUAAAAUAAGUUAUUUAAUUAAUUGUCCGUUCGGUCGGAGCGCGAGCACGACCCCCGGGACUGAUAGGCUGUGAGGUUUGGAACUACGAUGGUGAAGGAGCCAGUUCAAAAUGACUGAGACUGAACGAUUUUGAAUGGUUUCCUUUUCAGGCUCUCUGUGGACAUUCUGAUGAAAUAUGAUUGCCAAACUAGAAGAAAACUCCCGUUAUGAAGGAAACUCUUUCCAAAUGUUUCUUCGUCGUCUCUGGCCCCUGCCGCCACUCUGCUCGCCUCCAAAAAUAAUAAUAAUUAUUUAUAACAUAACUAACUAUAUAUAAAAAGUGAAUCUAACUAUACAUAAACAGUCUCUUAAGUUAUUGAAAACGAAAAGUGAUGUGAUCAUAGACAGGAAGUGAAAAGUUUUCAAAUCCACCCCCUUUCCCCUUAUCCGGUAUGAACGGAAUUUGUUGUAUAUUUGAAGUGAAUACUUUGAAAAAUGAAACGGACCGGGACGAAAGUUCGCGAAAUGGUAACAUUGUUUUAGUCUAAUUCCUCUUGUUGCUUAAGCUUUUCUCCUUGUGGAGUUCCUGUAACGGAAGAAGAACUCUGAAUAGGUUAUAUACACUGUUGCCCUCUUGGACGUUUAUCUCUUUAACGCUAUUUUCUAGGUAGCAAGGUACUUGCUAUAAGAAACUUUUUUAUUCUAGUCUCUUGCAACUGGAUCCAGUCUGGGAAAGGUUCCGUACUCGUUUAUUUGGUCAUUGUUUAUGCGGCACAUUUUUCCAGCUGGGUUCCUUGUUGUGAUCAUUAAAUUUGACGGGGCAUUACAAGUUACACGUCCGUAAAACUUUUUAAUUCGAAGAUUUCAAAUUUUGUUGUCAGCGUUUUCAAUAUAUUAUUGAAGUUAUUCCUAUAAAGUUCAAAUUUUUGUUGAACAUCUGCCGAUUAGAAUCAGCAGUGAAUGUAGUGAAAUAAUGCAUGCUGCACGAGUUUCACUUCCGAAAGCAAAGGAAUCAAAACCUUUCAACGAAUAGAUUGGAUAUACCAAAAGAAUGGAAAUUAUUUGAAACAUUUCAGAAUUAUAUUUUGAAGGUUGUUGUUUUAAUGAUCUAUUUUCAGAACAUUAUGGAUUCAAGAAGGUUGAAUUGUAUUAUAUUUUUCUUGGUGCGAUUUUUGAUACUUUCCAAUCUUCAGUAUUUUUUCAUUCAUUUAUCAACUGUUUUUUGUUUUAUAAUAUUUACUUUUUUUUUACAAUUAUAUUUGUAUUUGAUUUUUUGUUUAUUAGCUUAGACAGUUUUUGACGUAGUCCAUAUGGCAAGAAUAACUGAAGUGAUACAGAUGGUAAAAUAAACUGAUGAAAUCAAAUUCUGAGGCUUUUUUAUUGAAAGAACUUACUUGACCUAGCGAAAAUAUUUCGAAUUACAUUUUAGUUUUGUUCAAAGUUCUCUACUUGUGGAAUUUGAAUAUAAUAACUAUUUCUUAUUUAUCUGGUGGCAUAUCUCUUUCCAGCAUAAAAAUCGGUUUCACUUCAGAACAUUUGAAAUAAGAUCAGAAAAACUUCAUUGCGUGAAGUGCUGGCAGCUUUUACGGGAAUUUCUGGAAUUUUCAAAUAAUCAGCAUGCAUUAUUGGCUACUCGUAUAUUCUUCAGAUUUCUCAGACUCAUUGGAUUGGUUGAUUCCUCACUCUAUAUUCUAGGAUGUUCUUUUUAUAUGAUUAUUUCCUAUUUUGAAUUAUUUAGAUGCACAUCUCUUUCACUUUUAGCUUUUGGAGUACAUGGAAAAGGCAGCUAUUUGUCAUGUAACGAAAGGACUGUUUCCAAUAUGUUGUUUUUCUCAUUAAAAAAAUGGUUACCACAUUGAUGAACAGAUUUGAUUCUUCAUGUUGAAUUCACCAUUCUUGUUCACCAAAGUAACAUGAUUUCCUUUCUUCAAAAAGAAAAAACAACAGGAUUAAAUAACACCUUGCAAGAAAAGAACAAAACACGAAUAGGAUCUCGAAAUUAUCCAUUAUGUGGGGUGCUAAAAGAAAAUUAACCUAGACGGUCUUCAUUAAUCAUUACAGCCCCAGGGGUGAACAUUUUUGAGCUUCUUUCGAUAAUAUUCAGAAAGAAGAUCUUCAAAAGUUACAGGAACUUGUAUCACAGUCCAUUUUUAUGAAUGCAAACUAAAAAUUUUAUGGAAACAAGGAGCCUCGACUUAUUUUUUGGAAGUGACCUUGCUUUGUACCAUAGUAUGUAUUCGAUUCGGUUUGCAACAUCCCCAUAUUAAGAUCUUAUAAAUAAUAGUGUAACAUGUACAGAAGGCCAUAAAUUAUCAUGCUCAAUAUUUGGAGCUUAGCAUCAUGUGGAUCUUGUUUUUAUUUUUUUUUUUUUGCUUUUGAGACAUUUUUGCGAAUUCUUUAUUUUCAGCAAUUAUUAUUUUGAAGAACCAGUUCUACUGUACCUAUAUUGUAUAACUUGAUAUACAUCUGACUUUAGGCGUUAUCUCUGUAUAAAUUAUUUGUUCAGGUUUAUUGUUUCUAGUGUGGAGCAGAACUAAUUAGAAGAUAUUUAAGUUAUUUCAUUUUUCCAAAUAUAAUCACAUAUUUGUGAAUUUUCCACGCUAAAUCAACGUUGUUAUUGUAAUAUUUAUUGUUCAAGACAUAAAUGCAAUAUCAUAAAACUUAAAUAAUUCAAGAAAUUAAACUUAGAAUAAGUAAUUAUAGUAGCUGGAUGUACAUAUAUAAAAAUAAUUAAAUUGUGAACUAGAGGGAAUUCCAGAAUGUCUCAAACAAUGUCAAAUCUAAAUUUUUCUGUAACACUUGAAAAAUUUUCCCUUAGGAUCUUGAACAAAGGGAGUAGGUAUUGCACCAAGAGUACAUCGAAAAUGCAGAAAAUAUUAGUUCAAAAGCUGCCAGGGAAAAUUUUGCAAAUGGAAUAUUGACAUUCAAAUAAUUUCCAUCUAUAAUCGAUGUCUCAUCCUAGACCCUUGAGAAAAGACACAGAUAAAUUUUUGGUGCUUCCUAUCAGAAUACUUGUAUCAUCUAUUCAUCAAGAUAGAAUUUAAACAAUGUUAUUAAAUAUCUUGACGAGUUCCGACUUAUUUUGUAGGAUUUUGGAAAAUUUGUUGAAGUUUUUUAUUUAUCAUUUCCGCAUGCUUGUAUAAAAGGUUUUACUGUAUCUAGAACCAUAUUUUUAAAGUGAUAUUCAAAUUUAUGUACAUGUGGUUGAAAAUAUGGUACACCAACUUUAUGAUAUCGUCACAAUACAAAUACUUUAUUAAGAUGAAUCAUCUUUAUAACUAUAAGAAGUUCAUUCUAAUUCCUACUUGUCCAAGGUGAUUUAUUUUGAGUAUUUGUAGAUUUAUUCCUACUUUUUUUUAUUGUUGCAAAAACAAAGCUGGAAUAGUAUUGUAAAAAUUUCAAUUUUAUUGUAAAAAGUAUAUAUUGUAUUUAUGAUAUUAGGUGAAAUAAAUUUGGUUAAGUUUAACCAAGCAGCAGUAAUUUAAUUGUUUUCUGAAUGGUACACCAUGAUAUUGAAAUGAGUAGUUUUCAUUAAAUCAAAAGAGUCUGAAUCAACAUUAAAUAUGCUUCCUUCAUAA
Molecule: messenger RNA, 6692 nt
Organism: Coccinella septempunctata (seven-spotted ladybird)
Lineage: Eukaryota; Metazoa; Arthropoda; Insecta; Coleoptera; Coccinellidae
Product: serine/threonine-protein kinase tousled-like 2
Exons: 12
Coding region: 696-3122 (808 amino acids)
Biological process (GO): chromosome segregation; peptidyl-serine phosphorylation; intracellular signal transduction
Cellular component (GO): nucleus
Molecular function (GO): ATP binding; protein serine/threonine kinase activity
Source: RefSeq, a predicted model, not a curated record